AUGAUGAAUUCUAAUGCAUCGCAUGCCAACCACCAUAGUUUUAUUUUGACAGUGUCCAUGGCCUUUGACAGAUUUGUGGCUAUCCGCAACCCACUACACUAUGCUUCCAUCCUCACCCACAGCAUCAUUGGCAAGAUUGGAAUAGCUGUCCUCACCCGGGCCAUCUGUGUCGUCUUCCCUGUGCCCUUCCUUAUAAAGCGGCUGCCCUUUUGCCAUUCCAACGUCUUGUCUCAUUCAUACUGUCUCCACCAAGAUGCAAUGCGGCUAGCCUGUGCCAGCACCCGUAUCAACAGCCUCUAUGGCCUCAUCAUAGUCAUCUUCACAUUGGGGCUAGAUGCCCUCAUCAUUCUCUUUUCUUACGUGCUCAUCCUGAAGACUGUGCUGGGCAUCGCUUCCAGAGCUGAAAGGCUCAAAGCCCUCAACACCUGCCUGUCUCACAUCUGUGCUGUUCUCCUCUUCUAUGUUCCUCUCAUUGGCGUCACCAUGAUCCACAGAUUUGGGAAGCAUUUAUCACCAGUAGUGCACGUGCUCAUGGCCAAUAUCUAUCUGUUACUCCCCCCUGUACUAAACCCCGUUGUCUAUAGUGUGAAGACUAAGCAGAUACGAAGGCGGAUCAUCCGUGUAUUCCAGAGGAGAAAGAACAGGACAUAG
Molecule: messenger RNA, 651 nt
Organism: Hipposideros armiger (great roundleaf bat)
Lineage: Eukaryota; Metazoa; Chordata; Mammalia; Chiroptera; Hipposideridae
Product: olfactory receptor 51H1-like
Exons: 2
Coding region: 1-651 (216 amino acids)
Biological process (GO): G protein-coupled receptor signaling pathway
Cellular component (GO): plasma membrane
Molecular function (GO): olfactory receptor activity
Source: RefSeq, a predicted model, not a curated record